This is a messenger RNA of Dermochelys coriacea (leatherback sea turtle), 2818 nucleotides long. It is a transcript of the gene UNG, whose product is annotated as uracil DNA glycosylase. The record is from RefSeq and is a predicted model, not a curated record. Bases 170 to 1078 code for a protein of 302 amino acids. The transcript has 7 exons. Gene Ontology annotation, cellular component: mitochondrion; nucleus. Gene Ontology annotation, biological process: base-excision repair, AP site formation via deaminated base removal; base-excision repair. Gene Ontology annotation, molecular function: uracil DNA N-glycosylase activity. NCBI's taxonomy places the organism in Eukaryota, Metazoa, Chordata, Testudines, Dermochelyidae.
CGCAUGCGCACUCGCUUGGCGCCAAUUUCGGGCAGUCCUUCAGCCAGGCAGCCGCCGGCCACUACCGCUGCCGGCUCCCGUGUGGGGAAGAGGCCUCCUGUCCCCGGCUGGCCGGACCGCCGCCGGGUCCCGUGUGUGGCCGGACCCGCGGAGCCCACCCGCCGCCGGCAUGAUCGGCCAGAAGACGCUGCACUCGUUCUUCCGCGCGGCGCCGCCGCCGAGGAAGCGGGAGCGCUCCCCGGAGCAGGGCGGGGACGCUGAGGCCAAUUUCGCCAAAAAGCUGAAGCUGGUGGAAGAUGAAUCGGGGAAGGCCUCGCCCUGCUCCCCUCCGUUGAGCCCCGAGCAGCUGGAGCGGAUCCGCAGGAACAAGGAGGCGGCUCUGCAGAGACUCGCUUCGCGGAGCGUCCCCGCGGGGUUCGGAGAGGGCUGGAGGCGGCCGCUGGCGGGGGAGUUCACUAAGCCCUACUUCUCCCAGCUAACGGCGUUUGUAGCAGACGAGCGAAAACGGCACACCAUCUACCCACCGCCGCAGCAAGUCUUCACCUGGACGCAGAUGUGCGACGUCCGAGAGGUAAAGGUUGUCAUCUUGGGACAAGAUCCUUAUCAUGGACCCAGUCAAGCUCAUGGACUCUGCUUUAGCGUCCAGAGACCGGUUCCACCUCCACCUAGUUUAGAAAAUAUUUACAAAGAGCUGUCUGCAGACAUAGAAGAUUUCACCCAUCCCGGUCAUGGAGAUCUAACUGGGUGGGCCAAGCAAGGAGUACUUUUGCUCAAUGCUGUCCUCACAGUCCGAGCACACCAACCUAAUUCACACAAGGAAAAAGGCUGGGAACAAUUCACUGAUGCAGUGGUGUCCUGGCUAAACAAUAAUUUGGAUGGACUUGUCUUCAUGUUGUGGGGAGCAUAUGCACAGAAGAAAGGCAGCUCUAUUGACAGGAAACGUCACCAUAUUCUACAGACUGUCCAUCCCUCACCUCUCUCUGUGCACAGAGGGUUCUUCGGUUGUCGGCAUUUCUCUAAAACCAAUGAACUGCUGAAGAAGUCUGGCAAGAAGCCCAUUGACUGGAAAGCACUCUGAGCUACAAACAUGAACUGGGGAGUGUAACCUGAAAUAGCCCUUCUAUCAAGGAUCAUCCCAUUCCUGAAAAAUUGGGCUGGCAUGAGAAUUAUUCUUUAGACUUGGUCUAACUGAAAAACAAAAUGGCCUACUUUGCAGAAGUGCUACCUUUUAAGUAUCUUUUUUUUUUUUUUUUUUUUUUUUACAUUCUGUAUAUGUUAAAGGGGAAAACUAGAGUUUGAUGUAAAGAAUAAUGAAACUUCUAGGUUGUCAAAUUUUAAGCUAAAAUCUGUUGAGCCUGUUCUCAAACCAAAAACCCUGUCUGUUCUUUGCUCAGGUGGAACUAUAUAGGGAAUUCUCAUAUUGAGUUAAACUUAUACGAAAUUCAGUUCUUGUGAGCACCCUUUUUACGGUUAGUGAAACACAUCUUAUUUGCUAUUUUCUCCCCUGUAUUUACCCAAACAUAAAAUCUAGAUUUAAACAUGGGGGAAAAUGGAAGCACCUUUAUACUCUUACAGCAAAAAAGCUAGGUACUGUUUGUUCUGCUAAAGAUCUGUUUAACACAGUUUAAUUUUCCAGAUAUCGAUUUGUUUUCUAUCAGGCAGCUGGACUAGAUGUGUGGUGUUACUGAACACGUCUUUGAACUCCCUGAGGAUUUCAGGGCUAAUAUCCCAGACAAUUGGGGAAGUUGUGACCAAUAUUAGUGAUGUUUCUCUCUUUCAUAUGCAAAGUACUUUGAUAGUAUUAAACUCACAAUCAAGUUCCAUUGGGCAUAUAACACCUCCUUCUAACUACCACAACAGCCUGACUUUCAGAAGAAGUGUUCUCAUGUUAUUUAGUAUGAGUCUUUUGUCACCUGCAUAUGUACCUGCUGAUGACAGCUGAACUUCAAGGUGAUCCUUCAGGAUGGUAUUAGAACAUUUCAUGUCACUCUUCAACAUGUUUGAAUGUACAGUAAAAUCAGGACACCUCAGAUGUAGAAUUGGUUCUGUGCAUUUCAUAGUCAUGAAUGAACAGAAUUGUCUUCAUUUCAUUUUUUUGAACCUCCUCUCCUCCAGUGUGUAUCUUUCUCCCACCAGUAAUUACAGUUUUGCUUUCAUUCAGAGCUAGUCUGAAGUUGGAGGUGCCUAGCAUCUCUAAAGUUGUUAUAGUCCCUGUUUGGCAUCUGGUUAGAUUGUGCAAACGUAUUUCUCAUGCCAUACUGAUCCAGCAAUAUUUGCUCCCAUUGAAAACAAAUAGAAGUUUUGCCUGAGUAAGAUCUACAGGAGUUGGGUCAACUACUUCAAAGUGGAUUAUUGCCUUUUAUUUUUUUAUUUUCAGUAUGUUGCAAACUGCAGUAUGGAAGUGACAGUGAGCAAAAUGUUCAUGGAGAAAAGGAUCUGUUUGUGAUGGCUGGCUCCAAUAGAAAUUGAAGACCUCAUUCUGCUCCCACAAAGUUGGUGACAGAAGUCCCCCCUAAUGUCAGUGGGAGCAAGGUGGGGCCUUGAUGAAAUUCUAGGAUUUCAGAUCUAGCUCUGAAUUAAUUGAUUCCUUUCUAUUAACUGUCACUGAGUAGAGAAAAAGUUUAGUUUAUCCCUUCUGUGAAAUUGCAUCCUUAUUUUGUACUAUACUAGUACAUUUUACACUAGUACCUAUGUAUGGAGAUCCCAUUUCUGAAUUUGUCCCAGUAGGUAACACUAGUACAAAAGAAAAGGUUCUAGGUUUUAUAUAUAUAUUGUUUAACUAUGGUGUUGUUUUUAAAUAAAAAUUCUACUUUCUUUA